AUGUCCCUAGCCUUCUUAUUCAAGAAGACAUGGCAUCCUUCUACUCUCCAGAACUCGGAGAAGGUCUGGAUUGCCGAGCAAAAGGAUGCGGCGGAGAAGAAGCGGAUCGAGGAGCUCACCAAGCAGGUUAGGGAGGAGCAGCAAGUUCGAGAGCUGGAGGAGAUGCAGGCUGCCGGCGGCCACGGUCCAGAGCGCAAGCAGCGCAUCGACUGGAUGUAUGAGGGCCCCAUGCAGUCGGCGCAGGACCAGGAGGCGGAGUCGAACGAGUUCCUCAUGGGGAAGAAGUUCGAGAUGAAGGACAAGGGGACCAGCGAACUCAAGACGAUCGAGGAGACCAAGGCGCCGGGCACGCUCUUCGCGGCCGCUCCGGCCACCACGGCCAACGAAGCCUUCCGCCGCGUCAACGAGGAUCCCUUGUUGCGCAUGAGGAAGGCGCGCAUGGAGGCUGAACAGAGCGUGGUUAACAACCCGGUGAAGAUGAGCAAAAUGAUGCACCAGCUGCAGGCGGAGCUUGAUGCCAAGGCGGAGAAGAAGCGAGCGAAAAAAGACGCGAAGAAGGCAAAGAAGGACGCGAAGAAGCACAAGAAAAAGGACAAGAAGGACAAGGAAAAACAGCAGCAGCAACAGCAGCAUCAGCACACGAGCGGCAGGGGCGGUAGCGACGAAAGCGACCGAGACUCCGAUGACAGUCGCCGCCACCACCACCACCACCGCGACAGGGGAGGGCCAAGGGUGAGCGAUAGCCGAGGCGAUCAUCGCCGCGGCUCUGAGCGAAGGAGCGAUGGCGCUAGCGGAGCAAGAGCAAGUCGCUGGGGGGACCCCGACACAAUGGCGGCGGCGAGCGGAGGUUCUGGGAGGCGGGGCGGAGGAGACGCCGCGGGUGACGGGAGGGAUAGAAGGCGCACGGACGAGUGGAGGGGCGACCGGAGGGGGGACGACCGCCCGCGCUCUUCCGAGCGCGGCAGCGGGAACGCACGAAGCGAGAGGGAGCGAGGGCGGGGGCGUGGCGGCGGGGGUGGCGACUCCCCUCGCCGGGGAGGAGGAGGAGGAGGUCGGGAGCGUGGUACUACCAGGCGGACGAACCAAAGCGCGUCCCGCAGCAGGAGCCGGAGCCGAAGCCGGUCGCCGCCGGCGAGGCGCGAGAGGGGCGGCGGCAGAACGGAGGAAAGGGGGGACCAGCGACACCACCACGAGCAGAAACGGCAAAGGAAACGCGCCCGCAGCCGAAGCAAGAGCCCGCCGAAAGCUAGGCGUGCAGCGACAGACAGUAACAGCAGCAGCAGCAGGGGCGGCAACAACAGCAACAACGCGGGUGCCGCGGAGGGUAAGCGGUACGGGCUUGUGGCGGGCGGGGGCGGGGGCGGGGGCGGGGGCGGGGGCGGUGGGGGCGGAGGGAAGUCUCUGGGGCCAGCCGCGGCGCUGUUGGACGCGAAGGAGAGAGAGAAGAAGGAUAAGGAGAAGGUGAGGGCGGACGCGCGGAAGCGACGAACGAUGACGCCGGAGGAGAAGAUGCGACGGCUGAAGGAGAUGGAGGACGACGGUACCCGCAAUCAGGAGCUAAAAAAGCAGCGCGUAAAGGAGGGUAGACACGCCGACGCGAGAGGGAGAGGAGGAGGCGGCAAAGCGGGGGAGGACGGCGGUGGCGGCGGCGCCGACGCGAAGUCGAAACCGAGCUUCCUGGACAAGAUGCGGGGCGAGCAGGUUGACGCCAUGGGGCUAGAGGAGCGCAUGAAGCGCAACAGGCACUACCAACAGCGUGGCGCCGACGUGCACAACUUCAUGGACCGGGGUUGA
Molecule: messenger RNA, 1794 nt
Organism: Ectocarpus siliculosus
Lineage: Eukaryota; Phaeophyceae; Ectocarpales; Ectocarpaceae
Source: the annotation of a GenBank genome assembly